Molecule: messenger RNA, 630 nt
Organism: Kwoniella botswanensis
Lineage: Eukaryota; Fungi; Basidiomycota; Tremellomycetes; Tremellales; Cryptococcaceae
Exons: 3
Coding region: 1-630 (209 amino acids)
Source: RefSeq, a predicted model, not a curated record
AUGGCUGCACCUCAACCCAAUCUCAAUCAGAAUUUCGCCAACGUCCCUGCGGGUGAUACACCUGAACCCCGAGUGAACGACAAGCUUCGCCUUCCCGCAUGGGAAUCAGCCUAUCAAGAACAACCCAUCCAUUGGCUUCAGAAUCAAAAAUGGUUGAAUGCAAAUUACAUCUUGGUCACAGGUUAUCUGAUCAGACAGGAAGGAAAUAUCACGAGGGAGAAACCUAUUCCGGUUUUCGUCGAUUCGGUGGUCUAUAAUCCACAUUGUGCACAUCUGGUUAAUACUCCGAAUUUGUAUUCGACUAAUUAUGUUAAUAUUAGAAAUCAUAAUGGUAUUGCAGGAACCGAAUAUCUCGAAUUAUCAGAUCUCAGACCUAAACAUUACGAUCUGCAAUAUGCCAAAGUCCCCAUCAAUAUCCCUGGAAGUCCAUCCUCUUAUUUCAUCGUAAUUCAUCCUUUGCAAAGGGCCAUCAAUGUUGACCGAUUCGUUAUGUUCAAUUCUGAAUUAAUGAAAUCAUCCGUUGAGACCGUCCUCAAUACCGUCACUUGGGGUAAUGCAGGUAAAUUGAUCGAAGCUUGGAAAUCGGCCGGAAAUAGACCUUUGUUGAGGUUUAAUGCGAAUCAAUUUUGA